AUGGGUAGCUUAUGGGGAGGUGCUCACACCUUUACUGAAUCACCUUAUGAUCAGCUAUGGUUACUCGAUGGCGGGUUCAAGCGCGAUUCGUUUGUCUACUACGGUUCGUGGGAAGAAGACAACUCUAUUGUGUACCGCAUCACCACCAACACGGCUACCGUUAGCAAAUUCCUUGCCCCAUUCACGCCCAUCAAAGCAAACUAUGUCCUCCUCAAGGUCCAACUUUCAGCGCCAGAUGCAGCAUACAACGCACUAAAGGCAAACGCUCCCCAGGGUAUGCUCCCCCCGGAUGACUUUAAAUCAGCCUUAGGAGACAAGAACUUUAUGACUGCCGAGCCUUGGGCAGGCUUUAGAGGUUCUGAAAUCAGGGAGUUUGUCAGAACCAACGAAUCUAAGAUUCUCAUUGAGAAGAGGGAGUACAACACUAUGAGGGUCUACACCAUUGUUUGGGCACCGAAUGGCGACAGGUGUCGAUUAGAGGGCAUGGAUAGGUUUAUCUGGAAGGUUAUUGGCGGCGAGCUCAAUGUCGACAACUGGACAAACUUUAUGCGCCUUACGGUCUCUGUCACGGUUGGAGGUUCAAACUGAGGUUUGAGCAGAUGCCAGGUGAGCUGUGGCAGGAUACAGCGGACUGGACAGAGGGGGUGUAGAACAUCGAUAGUAAAGAUAUUAAAUUGAAUUAAAC
Molecule: messenger RNA, 685 nt
Organism: Fusarium oxysporum Fo47
Lineage: Eukaryota; Fungi; Ascomycota; Sordariomycetes; Hypocreales; Nectriaceae
Exons: 1
Coding region: 1-588 (195 amino acids)
Source: RefSeq, a predicted model, not a curated record